Molecule: messenger RNA, 1377 nt
Organism: Rodentolepis nana
Lineage: Eukaryota; Metazoa; Platyhelminthes; Cestoda; Cyclophyllidea; Hymenolepididae
Source: the annotation of a GenBank genome assembly
GGUGCUAUGCAACCCCUUUAUACGAGCGGGAUGGCUUUAGCUCUUAUUCCAAUUGAAUGGGGAUAUAUCGCGAUUUUAGGAUUAACUCUUGCAUUUGGUACCAUGUAUUUGCCAACGAAGAAAUAUGACAUUGGUAAUGGUGAGUAUUUGUUUAUUAUGUUCAAAAUAGUUAUGCAUAUUUUCUUGCUCAUUGAGAAUCAGACUCUUCAUACCAUUUUUACUCUAGGUAUGAUUUUCCAAUGGUUGAUGAGCACAUCGCUUGGGUUUUGUCUUUUCGCUAUUCAUGUUUGUUUCGGUUCACAACGAAUUUGGAGUCUUACUUUAUUGAGUGGCAUACUUUGGUCAACAGGUGAUUUGUUUGCUCGCGUUUUAAAAUUGCAAAUGCUUUCCAAUUUGGCAGUAGUUCCUAUCAUCCAACGGUUAGGAAUGGGAGUCGGGAUGCUUAUCUGGAGCAUGGCCAACUUGUUAAUGGGUUGGGCUAGUAGUCGUUUUGGUUGGUUUGGAAUUAAACCAGAAGAGCCAAAGAACAGUACACUGAAUAUUAUCGGGGUCGUCUUUGCCUCUCUUAGUGUUGUUGUCUAUGCAUUCAUCACCCCAUUUUCAACUCGACAGGGGCCACAAAAUACGAGUCCUAUUAACUCCGAUGACAUUGUAGUGUCUCCCGAGAGUGAAGCAAGUGUCACAGAGUCCACUGGAGAUGCUGAUCCUCUUUUACAGGUGCAAGUUUCUCCCAUUCAAAGAUUUUGGAAAUCUAAAAUUGGACAACGACGUAACCUCGAUAGCCCCUCCGUGGUUUUAAGAGCUCAUAUUAUUCUUUCGCAAGCUAAUGCCGGAAAGCUGUUUACGUCCUCUUUUAAUGCUAAUCGCUUGUUUACUUCUUUCUUUGUACAAUUUUGUAGAGGUGUCCUACUGUCAAUUCUUUCGGGUUUGCUCUAUGGACUUGUCUUUGUGCCAAUUAUCUAUGUGCAGGAAAACUACGCCAUGUCUAGUAAACGAGGCAUUGACUACGCAGCCUCACUCGGUUUGGGAGCAUUUUUAGCCUCAACUACCUACCUCGUACUCUACUUCUUGAUCCUGCGAUUGAAGGACCAAAUUACUGCCUUCUUCAGUGGCUCUGAAGAAAGCCCUUCAACUGAACCCAAUGUGGGCACAACACCCUUCAAUGUACUUUUUCUUCCUGCCAUGCUUGCUGGUGCGCUGUGUGCAAUUGGACAGGCUUGCUGGCUGGUGGCCAAUGAGGCUCUCCAAGCGGCUAUCACAUUCCCCAUCGCGGCGACCCUACCUGGUGCCUUGGCUACUCUACUCGGAACUGUUUUCUACCGAGAGGUUCAUGUGAGAAUAGCCUUCUUUCAUUCUAAUAGAUAUUUUGUUCUCUAA